GAAAUGUUUCUUAUUGGUUUACUAGCGGCAUGAUGCCACUGGAUAGCCCUUUUAAAGAGAAAAACUAGGAACAGUGCAAAGAGCUGGUUACGGUAGCCUUGUGCUGAGGAAGGGGAUUGCUGUGCACUGUCGGUUGAAAACAAUCAUGAGCGAGAGACAAGGAGCAGGAGCAACAAAUGGAAAAGACAAGGCUGCCGGAGAGAAUGAUGGGCAAAAGAAAGUUGAAGAAGAAUUUGAUAUAGACAUGGAUGCACCAGAGACAGAGAAAGCUGCAGUGGCGAUACAGUCUCAGUUCAGAAAAUUCCAGAAGAAAAAAGCUGGGUCCCAGUCUUAGCCUCUACCUCACUGUUUCCACCAUCACUACAUCCUGGUCUGUCAGGAAAUGAAGAAACAAAUGAAUGAAUAAACAAAUCUAGAUGCAUGUACAGAAAUCUCCACUAUUUAAAAAUUCCACUGACAGAUAUUAAAACAAUUCUGCUUGUUGUGUGGCUUAAUUGCUAUGUUUAUCUGCAGUCUCAUUCCUUCUAUAACUCUACAUUUUACCUGAUGUUAAAAUAAAAUGUUAGGAUGAAGUUACCUUCCACUGUCAACCUUGAUCUGUCUUGUUAUAUUAAACCAUCCAAGCCAGUGCUACAAAUUAAAAA
Molecule: messenger RNA, 644 nt
Organism: Pogona vitticeps (central bearded dragon)
Lineage: Eukaryota; Metazoa; Chordata; Lepidosauria; Squamata; Agamidae
Gene: PCP4
Product: Purkinje cell protein 4
Cellular component (GO): cytoplasm
Molecular function (GO): calmodulin binding; calcium ion binding
Source: RefSeq, a predicted model, not a curated record